Messenger RNA from Colletotrichum phormii, 1320 nucleotides. RefSeq lists its product as uncharacterized. The record is from RefSeq and is a predicted model, not a curated record. The coding region runs from base 1 to 1320 and encodes 439 amino acids. The transcript has a single exon. NCBI's taxonomy places the organism in Eukaryota, Fungi, Ascomycota, Sordariomycetes, Glomerellales, Glomerellaceae.
AUGGAAACGACGAUGCCUAGGCGGCCGCACCUCAAUCUGUUCAAUCCAGACCCUGUGAUAACCAAAAAAUCCAGCUUUAUGUUGUUUCCGCAGUUCCCGGUAGAGAUUCGUCUUUUGAUCUGGAAGCAUGCGUUACAUCGUCAUCGCAUGAUACAUAUUGUCCUUGAGAAGGGCGGGAAACAGCAGAGACACGAUGAUGAUGAAAGCAACGGUCUCCUCAACAGCCUGGGCCGUCGGGUGACUGGGUAUCACUACAAGGCCAUCAUCGAUACUCGACGACCCCUUUUACCCGAUAUCAUGAGAGUGAACAGGGAAGCACGAGACGCCGUGUUGUCAUUCUACUCUACGCAACUGCCAUGCCGCUUCAGACCAGACAAACAAAGCGAAAGAACAUCCGUCAUCCACUUGAACCUGGACUGGGACUACCUCCGAGUCUCCUACGGGAAAGCGCACAACAUCUUCUUCGACUUCAUCCACGACCUCCACGCUCACGACCCCAAAGGCCGCGGCCUCCAGCACCUAGUCAUAGAAGAACCCGACUAUCAGACAUCGGUCUACAACCCAUCGCCACCCAAGCGCACCUUCGCCGAAGGCCCCUCACUAGACGCCUUUCGAACCACCGCCGUAAAGGAUCUCAAAAGCCUCUGGUUCAAGUGCACGCCCCGCGGCGCCCGCGCCCUCAACGUGCUGGACUGGAGGCGCGUUCACGUCUUCAACUACGGCGUCCCCGUGUUCCCGAGCUUCACCUUCUUUGACGCACCGGUGCCGGAUCCAAGGGUCGGAAUCGCUCGGGAUUUGAAAAAAAUUGGUGUGAGCUUGCAUGAUCCGAGGGAGGGCCCGCUCGGCUGGCGUGUGCUUCUUCGUGACGCCGGUCUACGGCCUGAGGACAUGACGACCAGGGGCCAGGUCCGAGAUCUGGACGUCCGCAUUAUGUACGCCUCGAGCGAGGAGGAUGCCGUCCGCAACCGCGAGGAUGCGGCGAGGGUCCUUCAUGAAGAGGACUUUCGGUGGCUUGAGCUGCAGUGGUGGUUUCACGGGUGGGACACGCCUGCGGCCGGAGGACGUGGGGGCGGCAAUCGGCCUGCGGGGUGUUUCUCGACGGCAUCGGGGUUGCAGGCUAAGCGACCUGAGUUCGAUGGACCCGAGGUAUUGGCUGCGGCGCCCAGGCCGGCGCUCGGUUUUUGGUUGUUUCCCGUCGAGGCGUUUGGGGAGAUCCCAGGGGAGGAAGAGGAGGAGGAGGCGAGCAGCUGGUUGAAGGUGAAGUGGAUAUGGGACCUAAGUUCGCAUCGGCCUGAACUUGCGCUGGCGGACCUAUGUUGA